Peronospora matthiolae is the source of this 1326-nucleotide messenger RNA. The record is from the annotation of a GenBank genome assembly. Lineage: Eukaryota; Oomycota; Peronosporomycetes; Peronosporales; Peronosporaceae.
AUGGGCACCAACAGAAGACGCGACGCUUUGGCCACGAACGCUCUGCCAGCUGAAGCGACCCAAGAACUGAAUCGAUUGAUAGCAUCCGCACUGCAGACGCUCCAAUUGCCAGUUGGUGUGUUUGAUUCAACUGAAAUUUCAGAAGAUGUCGUCUCCGACCGAAUCCACAGUCUCGGACUAAUUAAGCUGAAGCAAGUGCCGAACCUGCAGCCCCCUGGAAGUGUUUACAGCUCGGACUUGGCUAUUCGAUUGUUUUACAGCUGCAGGAAGGCGGGGGUGGUUUUUGUGCACACAAAAGCCGCAUCGAACAAGUCCGAGAUAUUAAAGCAGUCUGAGAUUUUGACUGUUGACGAUCCUCAAAAGCUGGCGAAACUGUGUUUAAACGCACUCAAUUUGGAGCUAAUUCGACGGCCAUAUCGCCACGUAGUUCGAGUAUGGUUGCCCGAUAAGGUUGACAUUGCAUUGGGCGCACAACCUGACAGAAUUUUAGUGCAAACCCGUGAGUUUGCAAAGUGCAAAAACAGUGAUGCAGCCGACGCUGCCCUUCGUGCUCACUUGCCGCUGAAGAUUUUGUUUCGAGACGAUGCUCUGAUUGUCGUGGAGAAGCCUGCUAAUGUGUUGAGCGUGGACGGGGCCGACUCCAAUGCUUUGCCGUCGGUCCACCGCUGUAUUGCAAACGUGUAUCCCGAAGCUCGGAUGGUGCAUCGUCUGGACCAAGAAACGUCGGGCCUGCUUGUCGUUGCGCUGACCAAGUCUGCAGCUCAGAGUUUGAAUGCACAAUUCCGAGAUCGGUCGGUUGAGAAGAUUUACGUGGCACGAGUUGAUGGAUGGAUCAUGGACAAUCAAGAGGAGGAGUCGGAGUCGCCAAGGUGCUUGAGAGUUCCCAUGGAGAAGCACCCGACCAAGCGGCUUGUUCAACGGGUAAUUUCGGACCGUGUCGUUGAUCCUUCAAGCUCGCUCUGGUCGUGUACCGAAUAUUGGCUGCGAUCUCACGCAGUUGAUGACAUUCAAGAGGAUUGGAAAUCUACGAUAGUAGACCUCAAACUAGUGACCGGCAAGACCCACCAGCUUCGACUGCAUAUGCAGCAUCUAGGUCAUCCAAUUCUAGGUGACUCGUUGUACUCUCCAGAGCUGGUGUACCACCGUGCCUCGCGUCUUUGUUUACAUGCUGCAAAGCUGGCAUUUACGCACCCGGUCACGAACGAGCGUUUGAGUUUUGAGAGUCUCCAGUCAGAAGACUUCUUUUCGGACAGCAAACAUAGCGGUGCAAGUCAACGGCCACACACUCGGCCACACAUCGAGAUCGAGACUGACUGUUCCUUGUGA